GUUGAAAUCAUAAUUCAAUAUAGUAUCAGAGCACGAAGAUCAGUGUCUUCCUUCUUCUCGGUAAUACAAGGAAAAAAACAAAUCGGCCCAGCCCAUUAACUCAUCUUCACGCCGCCGACCUGGUCUUCUACCAAUCGGCCAUGGCUUCUCUCCCCUCUGAUCCCAUGGAUCGUCUGCCUACGGAUCUAAAAUUGUUUGUCCGGGACUUUGAGUCUCUAACUCCGGUCAAACUUGAUAAUACCAAUUAUCUCUCUUGGUCAGCUUCGGUUCGCGCAAAUCUCAUCGCUCAUCGUCUCCUCAGUUAUGUUGAUGGUUCUGAAGUGCCUCCUCCAUCUCUAAUUUUGGACGAGAAAUCCGCCGCCCCUGGUAAGGAUGAACCGCCGGUUAUGAAACCUAAUCCUGCUUAUGAUUCAUGGGUUCUCGUUGAUGCUCAGAUUCGAGCAUGUCUUCUUGCUAUUGUUUCUCCAACCAUUCAGACUCAUAUGCAUGCUCUUCCAACCUCUGCUGCGAUCUGGAAUCAUCUAGAACAACGGUACAAUUCUCUUUUGCGUACACAUAUUUUUCAAUUGAAGGAGCGCUUGCGUAGCAUUCAAAGGGGCACUGAUUCAAUGCAAACAUAUCCGGACACUAUCCUUACUAUUGUCUCCUCUAUGAAACUGGCUCAUGAGGACAUCUCUGAACAAGAUAUUAUCCUGUGUGUACUUCGUGGCCUCUUGGCAGACUACGCCUCGUUCAAACAGAAUAUUCACACUAAUAUUGCAACAAUCACCUUUAAUCAAGUGUCUGCGUGGUUGCUCUCUGAAGAAUUAAAUCUGGCUUUUGAGAAGAAACUGCACCUUGGUGACUCUAGUUCUCCCUCGUCAACAGAUCUUCACCAUGCAUUAUUCACCAACUCUAGACGGGGCACUGGCCGGGGACGUGGCUGUGGUGGGCCCUCCUGUGGUAGCUGCUACAGCGGUAGAGGAGGCCGGCAGUCCUCACCAGCGUGGUCGCGGUGGUGGACGCGGGGUCGGCAUCACGUGUCAAUUGUGUGGGAAGACUUGCCAUGCGGUCUGGAAUUGUUAGCACCGCUACGAUGAAUCUUAUUCCGGUCCUCCACAGGCAUACUACACCAACCAAUCUUCUGAAACCAAUCCGAACUAGCAUCUGGACACUAGAGCGAAUGCUCAUGUGACAUUUGAUUUUUCUCGGCUGCAUACUUCUUCACCU
Molecule: messenger RNA, 1209 nt
Organism: Cuscuta campestris
Lineage: Eukaryota; Viridiplantae; Streptophyta; Magnoliopsida; Solanales; Convolvulaceae
Source: the annotation of a GenBank genome assembly